AUCUGGGAAACAUAAUAAAUAGUGCGGUAUUGUCAGAUCUGAAACUUGAGCUUCUUUGUAACGCGAUUAUUAUUUUUUAUCGUCAAACAGUUUAAAUCAGCGCAAUGGCUCGAAAAAUGGUCGGAGGAACAUCUGAGGUGAAGCAGGCGACUGAGGAGGUGCAGAAGAUUUGUGAUGAGGUUAAGCCACAAGUAGAGGAGAAGGUGGGCAAGAAGUUUGAUGUUUUCAAAUCCAAAUCUUUCACAACACAGGUUGUGGCAGGAACAAACUAUUUUGUAAAGGUUCAUGUGGGAGCAGAUGAAUAUAUUCAUUUGAGGGUUCAUAAGUCUCUUCCUCACAGUGGUGGGAAACUUGAGCUUCACAGUGUCCAGACCUCUAAAGCUCAUCAGGACCCUUUAGAAUACUUCUAAAUAAAUGCAACAGUCCAUUAUACCUAAAUGCUUGACUAUUAAUGUUACAAGACCUUUAAUGUGGACCGAGAAAUACUUGCAUCAAAUCAUUCCUUCUGCUUUAUAAAAGGACACUUUUAAAAUAAAGGGAUUUUUUAAAUUCAA
Messenger RNA from Triplophysa dalaica, 554 nucleotides. RefSeq names its product cystatin-B-like. The record is from RefSeq and is a predicted model, not a curated record. Gene Ontology annotation, molecular function: cysteine-type endopeptidase inhibitor activity. Lineage: Eukaryota; Metazoa; Chordata; Actinopteri; Cypriniformes; Nemacheilidae. The transcript has 3 exons. Gene Ontology annotation, cellular component: cytosol. Bases 105 to 410 code for a protein of 101 amino acids.